Suillus paluster is the source of this 261-nucleotide messenger RNA. RefSeq lists its product as uncharacterized. The record is from RefSeq and is a predicted model, not a curated record. Lineage: Eukaryota; Fungi; Basidiomycota; Agaricomycetes; Boletales; Suillaceae. The coding region runs from base 1 to 261 and encodes 86 amino acids. The transcript has 2 exons.
AUGGCAGAACCUCGAGACUACCAAGAGGAAGUCUUCAGCUCUGGGGACAAGCGUGAUGGAUACCCAUACAAUCGCAGAGAAGGACCUAGUUCCAGUGGAACUAACAGUCCCUCCACUAGAACAUCCUCUGUCCAAAUUCCAACCCCUCCGGCUCAUAUGGAAAUUGAUGAUGAAGAAGACGCCGCCACCGUUGGGGUUCCUGCGCCUAAGGAUCGCAACACCAACAGCAAGGAAAGCCCCAAGAACCCUAAGAAGAAGUGA